AUGGCCGACUCCCUCUCUUCGGCCGGCCGGCGACUAAGCCAGAUCAAGGAUUCCAUCAUGGGCAAAACUGCAACAACCAUCCCAUGGGACCCCGACUCAACGUCCUUCCCAACCAGGAAAAACCUGCCAAAGAUCGUCGGUGCCCCGGACGAAGCAGCUUGGGUAUGGGGUCAGGAUGACUUCGUUGGACGCUUGAAUCUGCUCACUCCAACAAGAGUCAAGGCUGCCGCUGCAGAAAUCCGAACGGGUGAGAUGGCACGCCUCGAUCUGCCCACCAACGUGCCCGAGCAGCCGGCGUUUGGUCGCCAGAAAUUUGAACACAAGAUCAUCGAUCUUCAUGAAGGGUGUGCCUUUGACGACGUCUACCAUAUGAACACACAGUCUGGCACUCAAUGGGAUGGGUUCCGACACUUUGCUCACAUGCCUACGAAGACAUUUUACAACAACACGCACGCUGCCGAUGUGAUUGGUGAGACAGCAAAUCACAAGUGCAGUAUACAUCACUGGUCCACACACGGCUUCACUGGCCGAGCCGUGCUCCUCGACUACCGCUCCUGGGCAGAGACACAGGGGAUCAAGUACGACACGGCAACAUCACACGCGAUCAGCUACUCCGACCUCGUCGCCGUAGGCAAGCACCAGGGCAUCGACAUCCGCCCCGCCGCCCAAGGCGGCGACAUCAAGAUCGGCGACAUCCUGCUGAUCCGCUCAGGGUGGACCGAGGACUUCUACGCGCGCACCCCGGAAGAACGCUCGAAACUCGCGCUCCGCGGCCACGGCGACUCGCACGCCGAGGAAGCACAGUGGGCGGGCGUCAAGCAGGAGGAGGCAGUCAAGGACUGGCUGCACGACUGCUACUUCAGCGCCGUGGGCGGCGACGCGCCUUCGUUUGAAAGGUGGCCCACCCCUGAGAAUUACUAUCUGCACGAAUAUAUUCUUGCGUUGUGGGGCAUGCCGCUCGGCGAGAUGCUGGAUCUCGAGAAGGUUAGCCAGCUGGCGAAGAAGAAUAAGCGCUGGACAUUCUUCUUCACGAGUGCACCGGCGAACUGUCCUGGAGGCGUGAGUAGUCACGUCAACGGCACGGCAAUCUUUUAG
This is a messenger RNA of Exophiala aquamarina CBS 119918, 1095 nucleotides long. RefSeq lists its product as uncharacterized. Lineage: Eukaryota; Fungi; Ascomycota; Eurotiomycetes; Chaetothyriales; Herpotrichiellaceae. The coding region runs from base 1 to 1095 and encodes 364 amino acids. Gene Ontology annotation, molecular function: arylformamidase activity. The record is from RefSeq and is a predicted model, not a curated record. The transcript is spliced from 2 exons.